This is a messenger RNA of Seminavis robusta, 2505 nucleotides long. The record is from the annotation of a GenBank genome assembly. Lineage: Eukaryota; Bacillariophyta; Bacillariophyceae; Naviculales; Naviculaceae.
AUGACGAAGGAACAGAAGGAGCAAGGGCCGAGGCAAAAGCCGUCGACAGCGUCUUUGACCGACAUCUCUCACCACAGCUCUCAGCAUUCCAGAGCGGACACGAUACUGGAGGUAUUACUGGAGAAAUCGUUGGUGACGCGAAAUGCGCCGGUGAACAGCUCUCAUGAUCGCCGCCAAAGCAUCGGUUCCAGUACUGGUACCAGUACUGGCAAUGAUGGAAAUGAUAAUCUCCUCAAGCCUCCAUCGGCGCAUGCCUCCGUGGCCUGCAAAGAAAGAGCUAAAGAAAGACUGAGCCGUCGCAAUGUCGUGGACGUGGAUGAACUUGCAAGUGUGAACAGUGUGAACCUUCAUGAAGCUCGCAAGUUUGGUAAAGUCAUUGACGUGGAUGAGCUUGCAAUGUCGUUGCACCCCCGUGAUCCAGGUUUUGAGAGGCGACGUACAAGGACGCAGCUAAGUGACAGUCAUUCGGGGACCCAAGACGAGGGACCUCGUCAAGAAUGGAGAGCACCUGGUCCUGGUCCUGGUGCUUACGCGGUGGGAGGUCUGGGAGCGACAGUCGAGGACGACAGUGUUGACGAAUCAUUCGAAUCAGAGCAACAGAAUCAAAAUGUGGAUUUGAUUGGGUGGCUCUCUGCUCCUCCGGCCCCAGUAGCCAACAACCAGGGGUUGGUCGAGGCAAGACCAGUGGAAGAUCAUGCUAUAGAAAUACUAGUAUCAGGGACUGCCCAGCCGGUGACGGGGGCCAAUGGGACUGACGGGUCAUGCGAACAGGGCCGUGCGCAAGGAGACAAGGAAAAAGCUUGUCUUGUGCGUCUGACAAUACCAAUUGUUUUCGUUGUGGCGUUAUUGUCUGUCAUUGUCACUGUCGUUUUGGUAGGCACAGAUUCAAACACCAAAAAUGUCAGUUCAAGCUCAGACAUCUUCUCAACGAACCAAGACGCCACAGGCAACAGUGGCAAUAGUGACGAAUCGGGAACAUUCAAGUCGCUGCCCUUCUCGCUUCCUGAAGCUACAAUGCAAAUAAUCCAAACUGAUGUCAACUACACGACACCACAAGGAAAGGCAUAUGCAUGGAUCAGAGACGAUCCUUACCUAUCAAAGUACUCGGAGCAAAGACUCCUUCAGCGUUUCCUACUCACAACAUUCUACUAUUCCACUAAUGGGCCAUCGUGGACACAUCAAGGUGGUGGCACAGUUGAAGUGAUGUUUGGUGAGACGAGUGGUGGAGGCAGACCCAACGGAGGAGGCGGAGGCAAGCCCAAUGGAGGAAGUGGUGGUGAGCCGAGUGGCGGAGGCAAGCCCAACGGAGGAGGCGGAGGCAAACCCAACGGAGGAAGCGGUGGUGAGCCGAGUGGUGGAGGCAAGCCCAACGGAGGAAGUGAUGGUGAGGAUGGCGAGCUGAGCGGUGGAGGUAAUCCCAAUGGAGGAGGCGGAGGCAAACCCAACGAAGGCAGUGAUGGUGAGCCAAGUGGCGGAGGCAGACCCAACGGAGGAGGCGGGCUUAGAAGAGUCCAGCGACGGCUGCGAUUCAAUCGAUUCAUCGCAGAGAGACCACCGCCUACAGUCAAAAAGGCCACUGGCAACUUUCAGCCAGUCAAUAUCACUUCACAACCAUGGCUCUCCUACGAACAUUCCGAAUGUGACUGGUUUUCCUUGGCAGCCAAAAAACAAGACAAAGGUCCCUGCAACGUUGAUGGAAUACUUACCAUUCUGGAUGUUACUCGCAACAACUUGGGCGGGAGCUUUCCACCAGAGAUGGGUUUGCUCAAUACUCUCACAACCCUCACAACAAGUUUCAAUCCUAUUGGAGGACCUAUCAGUGAAAUGAUGCUGGAGAGAAUGACCAAUCUGAGAUCCCUUCGGUUGCAUUCUUGUGACUUUUCUGGGACACUCCCACCCGACCUGAGCUCCCUUGCGGAUAAACUUUCUGAGCUCCUGGUGGGGGACAAUCGUUUCACAGGGUCGCUGCCAUCAGAAUUUGCUCGGUUAAACAUGUUCAAGCUAGAUGUGGCACAAAACCAACUGACUGGCACAGUUCCAUUUGGUCUUUUUUCUGAGAUGUCUAGUCUCAGAAGCUUGGAUCUGGGCAAGAACAAGUUCACUGGGCAGCUGCCAGAUUUCAAUGGAGCUACCAUGUCUGGAUUAGCGGGGCUGAUCCUUGAUACAAACGAAUUCGCUUCGACUAUUCCAUCUGACUGGGGUCAGAGCCUCCCAAAUCUGCAAAAACUGACUCUGUCAAGGAACCAACUCUCCGGUGCCGUGCCAUCAGAGCUUGGGUUGCUAUCUUCCAUUGGGACUCUUGAUCUUGGGGACAACCCAGGGCUCGUUGGAACAUUCCCCCUUGAACUUAGCAACUUGAAUGAAUCUUUGGCCGAACUCAAUAUUGCUGGCACGUCUAUCGAAGGUAGAAUUCCAGAUGGGCUUUGCAGUAUUCCGUCCUUGAUCUUUGACUGCUCGUCAUUCCUUUGUGGAUGUUCGUGUCCUUGUGGGGACUCGCGAUUCUAG